Messenger RNA from Daldinia caldariorum, 861 nucleotides. RefSeq lists its product as uncharacterized. The transcript has a single exon. The record is from RefSeq and is a predicted model, not a curated record. Bases 1 to 861 code for a protein of 286 amino acids. NCBI's taxonomy places the organism in Eukaryota, Fungi, Ascomycota, Sordariomycetes, Xylariales, Hypoxylaceae.
AUGGCACGACUACAAUUCUACCCUAAGACUACACCACAGAGAGUCCAAGCGAUCCAAUCAAGAGUGAGGAAGCACUGGUCUUCGAACAGCCGUACUUCUUCACAUACUUCUACUACAUCACCCAUUUCGGCAGAGAUGCCCCAACACCGUCUUGCUCCUUCAUCUCGAGAACUGAUAAGAAAACUUGUAAGACCGGUUAAGCGCUCGGGAGAGUCUUCGUCCUCAACUGAGGAGGGUCCGGACCACAUAGAACGUGAAGCACGUUUCGUAGCAGCGGUAAAAGCUUUUCUAAUAAAUGCCACACCUGUGGUAAAUUUCUGGCAGAAGCAUAAUGGGGUCCCGUCAAAACUUGCAGGCGACCCGAUUAUCAAUGCGCUUCUUGAAGAGGGAAAUACGUCGCUUCAUGGCGACAUCAUCAAAAGUUGCGCCAAUGCCGUUAUUCAACAUUUUAGCUUCCAGGGGAAGUUUUCAGAAAUCCAGUACCUCAUUAACGAUGAAACCCAAAUCAGCUGGGAAGUCUACGUCGCCCAACUGAAUAUACUUGCUCAGAAGAUGUAUAAGGAGGCAAAAAUAUUCUUCUAUUGCAUGGAUGCGAACUUGAAGUGGAACAAGGCACACAAUAAACAACUAUACAGCCUACACAAGAGGUGGAACGAAAGCCGCGAACGGGAGGGUCACGGCCAAUAUCCUGGACUGGCACGCGGUUUACCGUCCCCGCUACGUAGUGAAUUGCGGAUCGACAAUUCCGAUGCGGACCAGUCUUCAUCUAGUACCGACGGGGUAAACAACGAUAACGACUGUCCCGACCUGAACAUGCUCGAGGACUACGGGGCUGAAGAUCUCGAGGGUGUGGAGUGGUGA